UGGUUUACCGAUGGCCCAUCUCCACAUGUAGUAACACAGGAUGCAGAUAGGGCACAAAAUGUAUAUCCUAGUUAUUCAUCUGUUUUAAAUGAUAUUAAUAAUAAAAAUACUUUUUACCAUAAUGCACGUUAUAAAACUAAGCAAUCUACAGUAGCUUUAUUUAAGCAGGGAUCAACUUUCAAGGCUGAAACGAAACUUACUGGUGAUGAUCAAAAUCAAAUAUUGUUUAAGUCUAAAAACAAGCUAAUUAAAUCUUGGCCAAUCCUUGACAGUCAUUCCUACAAACCUUUGUCUAAUUUAAUAUCAACACAAAGUAUUGAAAAAAAUAAUAACUUACAAAACAAGACACAAUCAAAUGAAGCAAACUCUAAACGCUCUAUAUCUUCACCUCAAUUAUUUAUUAAGCCAACGACAAGAACUAAAGUAUAUCGAAAAGCAUCGUUAAAAUCAUCAACAAUGACUGAAUUUUCAGACGAAUUUUCUUUUAUCCACUUGAAUUCUAAUCAAAUUACUAAUCUAUCUAAUCGACAUCCAAGAGUACGAAGUAAUUCUCUACCAAAAGAAUCCAAAUCACACUCAGAUAUAGAUAAUAUACACAUAAGAUGUAAUCCUCUCUCUACACCAUACCCAUAUUCAACACUUUACCGGAAACUAUCUGUUGAGGACUUAUCUGAAUGCUCUCAUCAGCAGAAUAAAAAACCAUCUUACAUUACGUGUGGUAAAAUAUUUCCUAUUUUUGCUUUAUUUCCGCAAAACGUUGUCAGUCUCCAAUAUCUCAGCCCGAAAAUUAAAUUUUCGUGGUGGCGAAAUAAAAUUUCGUGAAGACACGCUUAAAUAUAUUAUCAUCAUUCUUUUUAAUUAUUAACUAUUAUUUUUAGUCUUAUUAUAAUUUUGAAUUAAAAUGAUUAUUCCUAUUA
This is a messenger RNA of Chelonus insularis, 917 nucleotides long. RefSeq lists its product as uncharacterized. The transcript has a single exon. NCBI's taxonomy places the organism in Eukaryota, Metazoa, Arthropoda, Insecta, Hymenoptera, Braconidae. The annotation marks the transcript as partial. The record is from RefSeq and is a predicted model, not a curated record.